Messenger RNA from Hevea brasiliensis (rubber tree), 2561 nucleotides. Its product is annotated as arginyl-tRNA--protein transferase 2. Gene Ontology annotation, cellular component: cytoplasm. NCBI's taxonomy places the organism in Eukaryota, Viridiplantae, Streptophyta, Magnoliopsida, Malpighiales, Euphorbiaceae. The transcript is spliced from 6 exons. The record is from RefSeq and is a predicted model, not a curated record. Gene Ontology annotation, molecular function: arginyl-tRNA--protein transferase activity. The coding region runs from base 206 to 2149 and encodes 647 amino acids. Gene Ontology annotation, biological process: protein arginylation.
AGUGAGUAUGACGGAAGGAGUAUUUAUUAUUCUAUAAAAUAAAAAUGGAAAAAUAAUUUAUCCCCCCUUUCAUUAAUUUCUCUAACAAACUAAUAUGGAGGCUUGCGAUUGAAACAAAGGAACGGUGUCGCUUUUAUCUGGUGUCGAUGAAGAGUUGGUGGUACAAGGAGAAUUCGAUGGGAAGAGACAGAUAGGAAGGAGAGAAAUGGCAGGAAAGAUGAGAAGAAGCGAAGCUGGCACUAGCAGUAGCAGCAAUAGCGGAGGGGAAACCGUCGUGGUGGAUUGCGGCCGCCGCCGGAGCUCUUGCGGUUACUGCAAAUCCGUUGGCCGCACCAGUAUCUCUCAUGGUUUGUGGGCACGAAGCAUUACGGUUGAUGACUAUCAAGAUCUUCUUGACCGAGGAUGGAGAAGAUCUGGCUGUUUCCUCUACAAACCUGAGAUGGAAAAGACAUGUUGCCCAUCUUAUACUAUUCGGCUAAGGGCAAGUAAUUUUGUCCCUUCAAAGGAACAACUCCGUGUCCUUAGAAGAAUGCAAAGGUUUUUAGAUGGCUCACUGGAUGUGAAUAAAAAAGUGGAGGUUGUAGAUGAUCCAAAAGUCUCCAAAGGUACAUGCAGCUGUGCAUGUCAUGAAGUUUCAAGCUCUGGAACAAAGGAAUCUUUGUCUUCAAAAAAUGAGGAGAAGAAUAGGGCAGAGCAUAUUGCUAAGUAUUUGUCAGAUCAAGUUGACAAUGCAGUCCGUUCUUGUGCAGAAAGCGGGGAUUUUCUUUGCAGUAUACAAUUACCAAAAGCUUCUGUCAAGCAGGUUUCUCCAGCCAAAAGAAAGCUGCUAGCUGAAGGAGCAAAUGACCUCUUGUACUCUAGCAAUAUUGCAUUUCAAAUAGUAGCCACUAUAAGGCGGGUGCUAGCUGCCGAAAAUGACCCAAGGCAUAAUGCAGAAAAUAAUAAUCUGUCUCCUAAAGUUAUUGCAGAAAAGUUGGCUGCUGCUUUAAAUCAGUUGUCAGAAACUAGUGGGUUGUCCGUCAAGGCUUGCAAUGGACACAUUAAUUUUUAUACAACAGCAACGCAGGCUUCUUCCACUGAAGGUGCUCAAAUUGUUACUGGCUCUAAAGAGUCUGCUGCAGGGUGUAAAAGAAAAGUCUGUUGUAUGAGGAAGAGUGCAAAACAUUCUCAGCUGAAAAGGCGGAAAUUAGAGAUACAUUUGAAAAGAUCCAGUUUUGAUCCUGAAGAGUUUGCAUUGUAUAGAAGAUAUCAGAUGACAGUGCAUAAUGAUACACCAGAUCAUGUUACUGAAAUCUCAUACAGGAGGUUUCUGGUUGAUACACCCUUAGUUCCGGUUCCACCCUCUGGUGAUGGUAGAGUUCCUCCUUGUGGAUUUGGCUCCUUUCAUCAGCAAUAUGUUGUUGAUGGCAAGCUUAUUGCUGUUGGUGUGAUUGAUAUUCUUCCAAAAUGUUUGUCUAGUAAAUAUCUAUUCUGGGAUCCAGAUUUUGCCUUUCUAUCACUCGGCAAGUAUUCAGCACUGCAGGAAAUAGGCUGGGUGACGGAGAAUCAGGUCCAUUGCCCUAGUCUUCAGUAUUAUUAUCUUGGCUAUUAUAUUCAUUCCUGCAGCAAGAUGAGAUAUAAAGCAGCAUAUCGCCCAUCUGAGCUUCUCUGUCCUCUCCGUUACCAGUGGGUUCCAUGUAAUAUUGCAAGCCCUUUGCUUGAUAGAAAGCCAUACAUUGUCUUGUCAGAUCAUGCGCUUCUACAAAAUGGAGAGUCUUUACUGCCUCAUGCUUCUGAAAAUGUCAUUGAAAUGCAACAUGAUGACAACUGUGAUGAAGACACAAAUGAUAUUCUUAUAGAUGACAGUGAAGAAAUGAUUGAAGCUGAAUCUGAAAGUUCUGAUGAUGAAUCAGGUCCAGAGACUAGUGGUCAGACAUUGGAAAAUAAUGAUGUUGGUGAUAUUUUAAUUGGGUUAAAGGGAUCCCGUGUGAGAUAUAAGGUCACUUUCACAUAUAAUUCUGAUUCUUCUCACUGUGUCACCACCUUCUUCAAGGAUGUACAACGAGCUUUUGGCCCCAGACAAAGGAGUUACUUGGAAUCUCAGUUACUCAGAUAUAAGAGGGUUGUAGGUGCAGAGAUGUCCGAGCGAAUUGUCUACUCACUUGGGUGAUUUUUUUUUCUAUGGAUUACCUCAUCAUCAUCAAAAUUAGCAGGAAUGUAUAUUCAGCCUGCGGAGCUGGAGUUUUCUGCUUAGUCAUGUCUGGUUAUGGGAAGCUAAAGGGGAGCUCUUGUUGAUAUCCAAUGUUUGUUUUGUUGGGGAUUUUUUCCAUUCAAUCCAUGUUCAGCAAGAUGAUCAGUUCCUGACACAGGUUUAUUCUGCAUUUUCUAAGCAUUUUUUGCAUUCUCCAGUAGAUUAUUCUCAUGUGCCAAAUGAAAUGUAGAUGAAUUAGUUGUCUGGUCUUUCAGGUCAUGGGAGGUCAUUUCAGUUACAGGCUUUUGUUACUGCAAUUAGGAUAUUGAAUCCUCUGCAGUUGCAUCUAAAUUAAUGCUACAAUAAAUAGAAAACUGCUUCAUGUCUAGAA